Molecule: messenger RNA, 1823 nt
Organism: Anopheles arabiensis
Lineage: Eukaryota; Metazoa; Arthropoda; Insecta; Diptera; Culicidae
Exons: 5
Coding region: 491-1768 (425 amino acids)
Source: RefSeq, a predicted model, not a curated record
GUGCUGUGUGCUGUACCAGAAAGUGACGCGCGGUUUUUAGUGUAAAGUUUCCAGCACCUAGCAGUGCAAGAUGCCAAUCGCAGUGACAAGAAGUUACACGGCCAGACUGAAUCGGACGUUGCCAGCCUUCUGUCCGAUACGGCAGCGAAGGCGAAAAGUGUUCCAGGGGGUAGCAACCGGGAAGCAAGAAGGAGUGAAAAAGGGUUCCGUUAGAGAGACGGAAGCAAAACCGCACUAUCUCCGUGACAAUCUUCUGCAGCGAUUAGUGAAAUCUUUGGCCCAGCUGUGGAAGAAGCGUCUAAAGAAACGGCAGUGUUGAGCAUUCGGCAUUACAGCAACAUCUCGGGAACGUCACGCCACAACCGGUGAUCUUCCCUAGCCAAUUCGUUUUAGAAUCUCCCUGUAGCUUCUUACCGCACCACGAGAUAUAGAGCAACCUGCACGAAAUAAGUCUGCACCAAGCAAAAAAAAAAACAACUACAUAUCAACCAUGCCGGCUUACGCUGGGUUCGACAGUUUUGGAACGUCCCGCCGGACGGCCGAAUCGCUGUACUACACCGCGAAGGAGUACGACUCGGCGGAAGAGUCCGACUACGUCCGGCGCGCGAUCUUCGAGGACGGUCCGAACACCAUCUUCAAUCGGCGAUAUGUCGAUCCGUGGGAUAUGGAGAACUAUGUCUACAUUCGCAAACAAGUGAUGGAUCCAACGUCCGAGUCCGAGGUACCGCCGUCGCCCGCCGGCGAACCGAUACAGUCCAAGUUCUACUACGUGCCCGGCGAGCUGAACGGCAGUGGGUUGGAGUGUCGCGAUUGCUCCAGUGCCGAGCUGAUCGAUCCCGAGUUCGAUCCCGUCGCUCGUGGUGAAGACCUGGAGGGUCAGAGUGUCGUACUGCUGCCGGAGGAGGAAGAUGCACUCGAUGGAGAGAGCCAGCACCACCGUCAGCAGCAUACGAUGGUGGGCGACGAGCGGCCGAGCGAGCUGGAGGACGAGCUGAACGCCGAGGACGACGAGGACGAGGAUGGAUUCUACACCGAACGAUACGAUACCGUUAUGGACGAGGAUAGCAUCGGGGGUGAUGAGCAUGUCUACAGCUCAUACACGGAUCUGGAAACGUCAUCGACGGAGCAGCCAAGCUCGUGCGACAGCUCGAUGUCGGCGCUGCGCCUGCACACGCCCGGCUUCGGCAAGAGCGCUUCCAGCCGGCGCCCGAUCGUGCUGCCGAAGCCGCUGCCCCAGCUGGAGUUUCCCGGGCCGCCGUCGUACGAGUACUACGAGCCGAGCUGCUGCUACAUGCCGCUGCCACCGCCACCGCCGCCACCGCCUCCGCCGGCACACUUCCAUCACGCUCACGCUCAUCAUCAUCAUGGACAUUCGGGGCUCCCGCUCGGACCACCGCCGUCCGUCACCGGGACGAUCCUGUCCGACCAGCACAACUACUACACGCUGAACGAUUGUCUCGAGUGUGCCCGGCAGGAGGCGGAACAUGUGCCGCUGUACGCGACGACCAGCAGUGCCGGUGGGCUGGCCGGCCCGCCCGCCGGCAGCCCGACGAGGCGGCGGUCCCGCAGUGUCAGCGUCGUCAGCCAGAGUAUGAGCAUUGCUAGACGGCCGAGCCAGAUGCUCGAUCCGGCCACCGCGAUCGCGAUCGCAGCGACCAACGCUAACGUAUGUUACACGCCGCAACAUUUCAGCUUAAGCAAAAAGGGUCUGCUGCAGAUCGACUACUCCUGCAACUGGAACAACCUGGAUCGGUACAUUGCCAAAUGAUGAUAAGGGGUGGUGGUUCGCACCAGAGAAGCCGUAGUCGAUAAGUUAAUUUAAA